Oikopleura dioica is the source of this 819-nucleotide messenger RNA. The record is from the annotation of a GenBank genome assembly. NCBI's taxonomy places the organism in Eukaryota, Metazoa, Chordata, Appendicularia, Copelata, Oikopleuridae.
AUGGCUUCAAUUAUAGACUUUGUAAGGCGUAGACGUAAAGAGACACAAGCUAGAUUUGCCACAAAUGCGCGAGAAAAUUUUGUUGCCAUCAAAGACACCAACAAUAGUGCUUUUGCGCUCACUCCUCAACAAAUUGAAUGGUUUUACCCCUCAGCAAAGAAGAAAAUCAACUGGGGCUAUGGCAAAGAUCACAUGGGAGUCGCCGCCAGAGCUGACAUAAAAUUUCUCAAAGAAUUCAUUCAAAAGCGACCAAUUCCGAAAGACUACUUUGAAGAGCGAGAAAAGCAAGCCCUCAUCGCAACAGAUUCUCAUCUACGAUUCCCUCCAAGCUACUAUAUAAAACAGCGCUGGGAAGCAACUCAAAUGUACUUUAAUUCAAAUCAGACAAAGGGACGCCUCCCACAACACUACAAUCGCUACACAAUCACAGUUUUAAACGAUGUUGACUUGCCCGACCUUGUCGAAAAACUGGUGACCAAUCUCAACGGAAUGAUUCAAAUCUAUCUCGACUGUUACUGUAGCGCGCUAAGCGAGGCAACUGCAAUCGACGAAAUUACCGGCCAGGAAUCCAAAAUCGAAGUCUGCAAAAUAGUUUAUCCGAACAUGGCGGGGAAAAUCAACGAUACGACCGAAAUUACUGACCAUAUUGAUCUCGAAAAAUUGAGAAGCGAAGCCAAAUUUGAAAAUUUCACCUCUCGACUUACUCAACGAGUUUUCGAAUCUCGAGAAGCUUUCCGUCAAAGCAACGUUCGUCUCAACCGAAUCCUCUGCUACCAGAUCACUAUUAAUGCUUUUCCUCCUAGCUGGAGAUUUGCUUGA